ACCAUAUUCGGCAGAGUCGAAUGAAGAAAUAAUCUACUAAUCGUUCAUCGACUUCUCACUCUCGUACUACUCCAAGCUGGUUCUGACCGGUAUGUCGAGACCAAGAUCGAUCCUAUGCAGAGCAGGACAUGAGGCCAUGAGCGUUAUCUAAGAUUUAUACAUUAUGACAGCUGCUGUUCCCGCCUCCUCACGACAAAGGCGACUGGAUCUCUGGAUGCUAUCGUCUUUGUUCACAAGUAUCAAUAGCGCUCUAGGCUCCAUCAUCGGUCGCCAGAAUCCUACUGUACUAACCCAAAACGCAUCACUAGCAUCAUUCUUGAUUCUCACUCUUCUCGUUUAAUUGCACCCAUCGACUCGGAAUGCGACAUAUGCAUCAACGUCAACCAACCAUCUCUAUGCAGCCGCCGCACCCUCUUAUUCCUCAACCUUCAAGUCACAUCCACUUUCCACCAGGAAGGCUGGCACUCCCUUCAAAUGGUUGUUUUCACCCGCUACCUCCGGCGCGUCCUCGACACACUGCCAUCGGACGGGCAGAUACCCAAGACGGAUGACUGCACCAUCCACGUCGUCAGCGACAAGGUGCAAAAGUCCAACAUCGUCGCCAUAUCCGCAUGUCCCGGACUCUCUAGAUCAGAUACCAUUGCACCGCUAUUAAACGUAGUUCGAGGACGGGAUCAGUUUACAUUCAGCAUCAUUCUUCAUUUGAUUCGAAUA
Suillus subaureus is the source of this 714-nucleotide messenger RNA. RefSeq lists its product as uncharacterized. Bases 360 to 551 code for a protein of 63 amino acids. NCBI's taxonomy places the organism in Eukaryota, Fungi, Basidiomycota, Agaricomycetes, Boletales, Suillaceae. The record is from RefSeq and is a predicted model, not a curated record. The transcript has a single exon.